AAACAACCGAGGUCAAGAUUUGUGGUUUAGAAACAGCAUAACACGUAAGACAACACCGUCAUCAACAGCCCCCGUUGGCAGCGUUGACUCUCGCCAUGACCGCAAAAUACACCAAAGACCAACCUGCUGGGUUCACCAACCGCAUCGAGCGCAUCACCAUCGUCGGUGCCGGUGGCACCAUUGGCUACCCAAUCGCCGAAGAACUCCUCGCCACCGGAAAACAUACCAUAACCGCCAUCACCCGGCCCGGCAGCACCAACUCUCUGCCUGUAGGUCUCAAGACCAUUGCCGUGCCCUACGAUAGCAACGAUGGCGAAGCCGCCUUAGUCGACGCUCUCCGGGGCCAACAAGUCCUCAUCAUCUGCCUAUGGUCACAGGCCCCUCCUGACACCCACCACAGGCUCGUCGUCGCGGCCGCCAAGGCUGGUGUGCCCUACGUGAUCCCCAACGGGUAUGGCUGGGUGUGGCUCGACGACGACGAGAAGAAACGCAAGGAGUCGCUGCACGGCGAAGUUGUCUACCAGAAUCUGAAGGACGUCGAAGCGCAGGGGGUGUCGAGCUGGAUCAGCGUUCAUUGCUCGUUUUGGUAUGACUUUUCGCUUUCUAUGGGUGAGCGCACCUACGGUUUUACGCUGCCUGACAAGAAGGUGACCUUCUUUGACAACGGCGAGAAAAAGAUCUGGACCACUACGACGAGGCAGGUGGGAAGAGCCAUCGCGAAGCUCUUCAGCUUGAAGGAGCUACCCGAGGAUGAGAACGACCAAGAUCUCACGGUUGCAAGGUGGAAGAACAGACCGUUGCGUGUCGGGAGCUUCAAUGUCUCGCAGAGAGAUAUGCUGGACUCGGUUCACCGUGUCAUGGGGACCACGGAUGAGGAUUGGACUAUCACAAAGGAAUCUUCUGUGGAGAGGAGGGAGCGGGGAUUGAAGCUCAUGGCGACUGGUCCAAGACAUCAUGAUGGGUUUGUGCUCGCUCUGUAUGCCUCAAUUUUCCUGCCCGAUGAGGUCAGUUGGUUUGGUAAAACGACAUUCGAUGAAGAAGAGGUGGAUAAUCAGUUGUUGGGACUGCCGAAGGAGGAUUUGGAUGAGGCGACCAAGCUCGCGGUCGACAUCGCGGUCAGGAUGAGGCAGUGAUUAGGAUGCUGAAGUUGGCCACACUUUUCAAUAAUCCGCUCAGUUGUCAUGGAAAUCGAUCUUCUAGUUCUUGACAUUUCAAUUAACUAGAGCCUUGUACGUAGUGCGUAAUUGUGAAAGUACGAACCUUCGAAAAUAUUCCCUACGGAGGAAUAUCGAACAUGGAGCAUGCAAAACCGUAAUGCAUGACCCAGAGACAGGAAUGCAGAAAAAUGAGUUGUUGUAAC
Messenger RNA from Neurospora crassa OR74A, 1360 nucleotides. Its product is annotated as CipA protein. The record is from RefSeq and is a predicted model, not a curated record. NCBI's taxonomy places the organism in Eukaryota, Fungi, Ascomycota, Sordariomycetes, Sordariales, Sordariaceae. Gene Ontology annotation, molecular function: oxidoreductase activity. The transcript is spliced from 2 exons. The coding region runs from base 96 to 1133 and encodes 345 amino acids.